This is a messenger RNA of Linum tenue, 1380 nucleotides long. Lineage: Eukaryota; Viridiplantae; Streptophyta; Magnoliopsida; Malpighiales; Linaceae. The record is from the annotation of a GenBank genome assembly.
GUUCGAUUGAGUUAGUACUCUCAAUUGGGGGUUUUUCUCAUACCCUAAGUUUUCUAUUCUCAACCGAGUCUCCUCUGUUGCUUCAUCCCUUAACCGAUUCAUACGCGUUUGUUUGGGUGCUUGACUAAUGCAUGUGAGUCUAUUUGGUGAUUGUUUUGGUAGUUGAGAAGUUAAUUGAUCCUAAAACUCAAAAUACAACAUUACUCUGCAAAUCGUGUGAUUGAAAUUCUGGAAUCGGCCCUGUUUUUGACUUCUUACACACCCUGUCAUUCAAGCAGUACAACCUUUAGGCCAUCAGGGAAGAAAUUAGAAGAGAAGAGUAUGUCUCAAUGAUGCUUUUGAAUCAAAAGUUUUGAUGAUUCAUUUUAUCAUCAAUGAUGUCAGUUGAAUUCUUGCUCCAAAUAGUUGUCCUGGAUAUGCAUGAACGAAAUUAUCAUUCUUAAUUUGGUGGUAAUCAUUGCUACUUUUAAAUUCAGCUGUGUAUAACUAAUUAGCAUGUCUUUCUCCUCGUUCUAGCUAGCGCUCUAAUAGCUGUGUCUUUUUCUUGGCAGGGACUACAAGCAUGUCAAUGAUAAACACUAGAUUACCCAAUUGGAAAGGUAGGUAAUGAGGCAAAAAUGACAGAACAAUGUCUGGUAGCUAAAAGAAAUGUGUCAAUUUUGACAACAUUUACUAACAUUUUGGUGAAUCUGAAUCUUUCCUAAGGUUCUGUUGAGAGUAAAAAUCAUCAUGCAGUGUUUUGUUAGCUUCCUGUUAAGGCUGUAAAUGAAAUUUAUUUCAAAGGAAACUCGUGUUUGUAAUUUGCAACUGCUAGUCAAGUAUUGGGUUUCCUAACUCACAUCUAUUUUCCAAGUUUUCACCUUAUUUUCUGUACCAAUGAAUGAUUGGUAAUAAAAUUUCCUAGUUCCCCUAAUCGUUUCAUUCCCAUGAUGCUCUUGUUCUUUUGCAGGUGAAAUAGGAGAGAGUUCUUGAGCUUCUGACAACAAUAUAAAUGUUCAGUGUAGUGUUAAGUAGUAGGUUUUGUGAUGAAUCCUAUAUGCUUCCUCUCUGCUUCGUCUACUCAUGUUGCUUGCUUCUACUCUCUUUUCCUACAGGGAAGAGAGUUGUGAAGCCGUCAAAGAUGACGUCAAAGGGCCUGCCUGCCGGAAUGUUAAUUGCUGUCUGGGGGUGGUUGAGAAAGAUGGAGUUACUUUUGCAAGUGGAAGCAGCCACUGGGGUUACUUUUUUCCGAAUUAUGUGUGUUCGAUCGUAAUUUUAACUACGUACUCUGAAAGAUAGAUAUUAUAAUACAAUAAUAGUUACAUAUGACAAGAUGACCAAUGUUGCAGAUACGAUAUAUACCAUUUUGUUUUCAAUUUUUUUAUAUUACGCAUUCGCCCU